AAGUACUACUGCUGCUGCUAGUUACUCCUCACCUCCCAUCUCUCUCUGACUCUUCCUCUUCCAUCACACUUCCAUCUCCCCUCUUUCAUGAGAUGGAUAGUAUCCCAAUUUAUCUCUAAUCUAGUAUCCCAAUCAUGCCCCCCGAAAUGCGGGAAAAGGCCGAUGCCUAUCAUUACUCCACCAUGCCCAGCGAAUCUACGCCUCUCCUCACCACGGUCGGCGUCCGCCCCCAUCGACACCGCUACCCACAUCACUCUCUCCGCCGUUUCUGUACCAUCACUCUCACCUCCAUUCUUACCCUCUCACUCUGUCUCUUCCUGACCCCCACCGCCCUCCUCCCCCGCGCUCACGGUUCCAUCUGGAGCUACCUCCCCUGGGCGAAUCCCUUCCCCCACUCCUCCUGGCCUGAAGGCCAUGGCCUCAGCUACGCUGAGCUCCAAGCUGUCUUGAAAGAAACCCCGAGCGCCCAGAAGGCUCGCGAAUGGAGCACCUACUACACCGCUGGUCCGCACCUGGCCGGGAAGAACCUCAGCCAGGCGGUCUGGACCAAGGAACGCUGGGCUGAGUUCGGGGUCCCUGAGACUGAGAUCGUGGCAUAUGAUAUCUUCCUCAAUUACCCUGUGGAUCAUCGGUUGGCAUUGCUGAAGAAAGACGAGGUCGUAUUCGAGGCAACCCUGGAAGAGGACGUGCUGGAGGAGGACCACACCAGUGGGCUGCCUAACCGCGUGCCUGUGUUUCAUGGAUACUCGGCCAGUGGGAAUGUCACAGCGCCGUAUGUAUUUGUGAACUACGGUACUGUGGAUGACUUCCAGGACCUCGUGGAUCGGAAUGUCAGUCUGGGAGGCAAGAUUGCUAUUGCCAAGUAUGGACGGAUCUUCCGCGGAUUGAAGGUCAAGAGAGCGCAGGAACUCGGUAUGUCUGGGGUGAUCCUGUAUGAUGAUCCCGAGUCCGAUGGGGAGAUUAUCGAGGAGAAUGGAUAUGCUCCGUAUCCGGAGGGCCCGGCUAGGAACCCGAGUGCUGUGCAGAGAGGAAGUACCCAGUUUUUGAGUAUCGCACCGGGUGACCCGACUACUCCCGGAUACCCGUCCAAGCCGGGAUGUGAUCGUCAGGAUCCUUAUGAGUCUAUUCCCUUGAUUCCCUCCCUGCCCAUCUCGUAUCAGGAGGUGGUGCCGUUGCUUAAGGCCCUGAACGGUCACGGUCCCAAGGCGUCCGACUUGAACGAAUACUGGCAGGGCGGUAAGCUGGGCAGCAAGGGCGUCGAGUACUACAUUGGCCCGACCCCGGAUGAUGUCCAGAUCAAUCUGUACAAUGAGCAGGAGUACGUGACGACUCCUUUGUGGAACGUCAUUGGUGUCAUCAAGGGAGCCAUCCCGGAUGAGGUCGUGAUCAUGGGCAACCACCGUGAUGCCUGGAUUGCCGGCGGCGCUGGAGAUCCGAACAGCGGGUCUGCCGCUCUCAACGAAGUUGUGCGCAGCUUCGGCGAGGCGCUCAAGGCUGGGUGGAAGCCGCUCCGUACUAUUGUCUUUGCCAGCUGGGACGGCGAGGAGUACGGAUUGCUCGGAUCCACCGAGUGGGUGGAGGAGCAGCUCCCCUGGUUGUCCAAGGCUAACAUUGCCUAUCUCAACGUGGACGUGGCAGCGUCAGGAACGAGCUUGCGCCCGAGGGCCAGCCCGCUGUUGAACAAGCUGAUCUACGAGGUCACCGGGUUGGUGAAGUCACCCAACCAGACUGUGCCUGGGCAGACCGUCCGGGACCUCUGGGACGGUGAUAUUGCCACCAUGGGUAGUGGCAGUGACUUUACGGCCUUCCAGGACUUUGCUGGUGUGGCGAGCUACGACCUUGGAUUCAGCCGCGGUCCGAAGGACCCAGUGUACCACUACCACUCGAACUACGACAGCUUCGACUGGAUGGACCGGUUCGGCGACCCGAGCUGGAAGUACCAUGAGACAACCACCAAGAUCUGGGCUUUGGCAGCGGCCAAGCUGGUGGAGACGCCGGUGAUCGCCUUUAAUGCUACGGACUACGCGCUGGGCCUGGAGAAGUAUCUUGACAAGAUCAAGCCGGCGGCGAAGCAACUCCCCGAGGGAGCAUCGUUCGACUUUGGGCCGCUUGACGCAGCGAUCGCUAAGUUCCAAGCCGUGUCAGCGAAAUUCGACGCCUAUGCGGCGGAUCUGACUGAGCAGCUGGGCGACGAUGUGCCGUGGUACCACUGGUGGAGGAAGGUGCGGCUCUACUUCCAGAUCCGCAUCGUCAACGACAAGUACAAGGGGAUUGAACGGCAGUUCCUGUACCAGCCGGGUCUGGAUGGACGCAGCUGGUUUAAGCACGUAGUGUUUGCACCAGGCAUCUGGACGGGAUACUCGGGCGCGACGUAUCCAGGAUUGGUGGAGAGCUUGGAAGCGGGUGAUUUGCUGAAUUCUCAGAAAUGGCGCGCGAUUAUCAUUGAGCGCAUUGAAGCUGCAACGAAGCUACUGCAGUGAGUCAGAUGGACGUGAUUGGAGAUGAAUGCCGAUUGGCGGAUGCCAGGUGACUGCCGUUGGAGCAAGGGAGUCAAGGAAGGAGAGUGUGAAUGUAUGUAUGUCUUAUUGGUGUAUGUGCAAGUCUUCAAAGUCAUUCUUUCGUUGGAGACAGUUGGAGAGCAUGAGACGGGAGAUUAGUACGGAGUAGUAUUAAGUAGAGAGAUAGCAGUUAGAAGCGGGCAUGUUGAUUGCUUACCGAUUAUCUUCAAGUGAUUGAUUGCUUACUUUCCCCGCCGGCGAUCGACCCACCGCGAGGCUAUUCGCCAUUUUAGGGCCUGCUUAGCGUGUCUU
Messenger RNA from Aspergillus piperis CBS 112811, 2810 nucleotides. RefSeq names its product M28 family metallopeptidase. Lineage: Eukaryota; Fungi; Ascomycota; Eurotiomycetes; Eurotiales; Aspergillaceae. The transcript has 3 exons. Gene Ontology annotation, molecular function: carboxypeptidase activity. The record is from RefSeq and is a predicted model, not a curated record. Bases 135 to 2480 code for a protein of 781 amino acids.